Messenger RNA from Meloidogyne enterolobii, 504 nucleotides. The record is from the annotation of a GenBank genome assembly. Lineage: Eukaryota; Metazoa; Nematoda; Chromadorea; Rhabditida; Meloidogynidae.
GAAAAAUAUUUUUGAAAGUUAUGGUAUUGGAAAUGAAAUGACAGUGUCUGAAAAUACUAUAGAUGAAAUUAGAAAUUUUUUUGAUGAAUGGAAAAAUAUAAAACAAGAAGGGCAUGAUAAUUUUAAUUUCAACCAAAUUAUGGAGCAACUUAAAAAAAUUGUCAGCGAAGGUUCAAAGGUUCCAAUGGAGGAUUUUAACCACUACACAUUUUAAAAAACAAUACCCAUUGAAAACGAUUUUUCAUCUUUUUACUAUUUUUUUUAUUUUUUUUUGGGUUUUAUAUUUAAGUUUUGAGUUGGUUUUACAUAUAGACAAAAUUUGGGAAAUGUUCAUUUUUUAGCUUUAGAUUAUUAUUUCUUUGCAAAGUCUCAUGUAUUGCUUUAAAACUUGUAUUGUUUUUCUUAAUCUAACAAAAAUCUUUCUUUUUUGGAUAUUGCUUUUUUCCAUACAUAUAAAUAGUUGCAUUGAUAUUCUAAAUUAUUUAACUCCUUUCAUACUUUAUA